CCGUAAGCUGUAACAUGUUCUGGGACUGCAAGAGAAAAAGAAAAAGACUCAAAACCCCAACUCAAACCUUGGGUUUAUCAAUGCAACAACAAAAAAACAAAACAAAAACCCUUCCCACUUACCACCUUCUUUAUCUUAUACUAUUACUAUAUUCUUUAGUUUCUUACCCUAACUGUUUGAAAUUUGAAUACUGUUUAAUUCCAUUUUUUUAUUUUUUUCUCAUUUCCAACUCCCCAUGUUUAAGCCCGCGUCUCACUCUCCCUUUCUUUGACUACCUCGGUCACAUCACACCACCCACAUUUCUCUUGACCAACCACAGGUUCCAUUUUUUUUUUACGCUGUUAUUUAUUUUUUCUUUCAGGCAUUUCAUCAAACAGGUUUCUCAUUUCAAACAUGGAUGAACGGCCUCAAGAAAAUGUUAAGUUUGAAACUUUUACCGUCACCAACACUCUCAAAGAUCUUUGUUUGAAUAAUAACAGUGUUAGCAUUUCUGGGUCUGAUUCCCUUAUUAGUUGUAGCAAUAAUGGGAGUAGUAGUAGCAGCAGCCUUCAAGAUGUUAACAUCAAUAAGAACAGUGUUAGCAUUAGUUUAUGUAGUAGUGUUUCUGAGUCAGCUAAUAAAAUUAGUGUUAGUAAGAAUGCCGAAAGCAGUGACUGUGAAGAGAGUGAAAAGAGUAGUUUCAGGAGUUUUUGUCCAUCGAAACCUCAUAAAGGAAAUGACAGAAGAUGGGAUGCAAUACAGUAUGUUAAGGGAAAAGAUGGGGACUUGGGGUUGGCUCAUUUUAGGUUGUUGAAAAAGUUGGGGUGUGGAGAUAUAGGGAGUGUUUAUUUAGCUGAGUUAAGAGGGAUGGGAUGUUUGUUUGCAAUGAAGGUUAUGGAUAAAGGAAUGUUAGCUGGGAGGAAAAAAUUGUUGAGAGCACAAACUGAGAGACAAAUAUUGAGUUUAUUAGAUCAUCCAUUUUUACCAACCCUUUAUUCACAUUUUGAGACUGAGAAGUUUUCUUGCUUGUUGAUGGAGUUUUGCAGUGGUGGGGAUCUUCAUAUUCUCCGGCAGCGACAGCCGGGCAAACAUUUUACCGAACCAGCAGCACGGUUUUAUGCUUCGGAAGUCCUUCUAGCCCUCGAGUAUCUACACAUGAUGGGGGUGGUGUAUAGGGAUUUAAAGCCCGAAAAUGUGUUGGUCAGGGAGGAUGGCCACAUUAUGCUAUCUGAUUUUGAUUUGUCAUUGCAAUGUUUCGUCAAUCCCACGCUUGUGCAGUCCUGUUCUGAGCCAUCAUGUAGAAUCGCUUCAUACUGUAUUCAGCCAGCAUGUAUUGAUCCAGCAUGCAAAUUACCAGUAUGUGUAGAGCCUGCUUGCUUGCAGCCAUCUUGCUUUAAGCCUCAGUUUCUCAGUUGCAAAACAACGAAGGUGAAGAGUGAAAAAACAAAUUUGGUGAACUCAGAUUCAUUUCCUGUACUUAUUGCAGAACCAACUAACGCUCGCUCCAUGUCAUUUGUUGGGACUCAUGAAUAUUUAGCUCCUGAGAUUAUAAGAGGAGAUGGUCACGGGAGUGCUGUUGAUUGGUGGACAUUUGGUAUUUUCUUGUACGAAUUACUACUAGGACGAACACCGUUUAAAGGCAACGAUAAUCGGGAGACAUUAUUCAAUGUGGUUGGUCAGUCCCUAAAAUUUACAGAGGGAUCUUCAAUCAGUUUUGCUGCAAAGGAUUUAAUCCGUGGUCUGCUUGUGAAGGAUCCACAAAAGAGAUUAGGCUUCAAAAGAGGUGCCACUGAGAUCAAGCAGCAUCCAUUCUUUGAAAGUGUUAACUGGGCUCUUAUCCGCAGUACGCAUCCUCCGGAAAUCCCUAAACCCAUUGAUAUCCCAUUGCUAAACCAAGCAUUUAAGUCAUCCUUGCCUUCAAAUGACAAGGGAGCCACAGACUCAGACAGGUCAUCUGGUCCUUACUUAGAUUUUGAGUUUUUCUGAAUUUUCACGGGAAGCUAUAGUAGUUAGUUUAGAUUGUUGAUGUAUGUUCAUGUUCUCAAUGAAAUCUCCCUUUUUUUUCCA
Molecule: messenger RNA, 2046 nt
Organism: Gossypium raimondii (Peruvian cotton)
Lineage: Eukaryota; Viridiplantae; Streptophyta; Magnoliopsida; Malvales; Malvaceae
Product: serine/threonine-protein kinase D6PK
Exons: 2
Coding region: 394-1965 (523 amino acids)
Biological process (GO): protein phosphorylation
Cellular component (GO): nucleus; cytoplasm; plasma membrane
Molecular function (GO): ATP binding; protein serine/threonine kinase activity
Source: RefSeq, a predicted model, not a curated record